UGAAGCACAAGCCGUGGGAUCCUCUUCAGUGCAGGCUCCUCCGGGCUUCAAAAUAAUAUCACUGCAUCCUCACAUUGAAAGCAUUCCUGGUGCUUUUUUCUUUCUAAAAGCAUGAAGGCUAAACGGAAGAUCCCCGUGCUGUUCCUCAGCCCGAUCCUCUACUUUCAGUUAAGAGCGUCAGAUAGCAAGUGAAACCAAGAGAGAGCACCACGCAAGCGCGCAAAGGAGAGAUUGGACACCUGAUUUUUUGCGGGGUGUCUUUAGAGCAAGCUAUUUCACAUUUUAAGUCUAACAGUCCGUGUUUUUUUUUUUUUUUUUUUGAAGGCCCCGGCGGUGCAGCGGGGGCAGAUACCGUGGAUUAUUAUCAGCAUGGACAAAUGGGGAAAAGAGGACAGAUCACUGCGUUGACUUUUGAAGCAACGCGCAGAGUCUUGACGCUAUAGCGUUACGCAUUUAUUUUACUGUGAGCGCUUUUUUACCCACCCCCCCCUUCCUCCUCCUGUUUGAAUUAUACUCGCCGCUGCAUCUCAACAUUAUUAAAGUCAAAUAUCUGUGGAUAAGGAACAGAGCAGGGUGUUGUCAGAGAGGGAUGAGAGGAGGAGGGGGGCAGUAUGAGGUGUGCUUUUUUUGGAAAAGCCGGAGAAAGACAGACACCGAGAAGGUGUACUAAUGUGCGAGAGCCUGCGACGCGCUGCCCUCCUGAGAAAUAACUGCGAUCAGGGAAGAAAUGGCCUAGUUAAAACCCCAUCGACACACCGGCAGAGGAUAGAAAAGAAGAAUCGUGUUUAGAUGGACGGGCCAUCAUCAUCGUCAUCAUCAUAAUUCCGGUGCUCGCGUCGAGUCUUUUAGGUGUAAUUGGCUUCUUGACUGCAGCUCUGGACCCAUCAGGAGUUCCAAAGAGGAAGACGGAUGAGACCACAGAGUCUACCUGAGAAUGCUACCUGUUCCUCGGCCUCACCAUGUCACCCUAGGAAAACUGUUAACCGGUCCCUUUCCACAAAUCCUCUUUUUGCCUUUGUUAUUUCCCAUAACCCACUGAGUUUGUGAUCCCUCUCUACACCCAGCUGAAGUCCUAGUGAUAUGACUAAAAGAGCCUUUAUUUUGGACAUGUUGUUUUUUCCUCUUACUGCUGCCAGCCACCAAGGCUAUGGUGGGAAGCGUCAUUAUACUUCUCAGCAGGUUGCUAAUCACUGUCUGCUGUGGCUCUUGGGACUAGUGUUACACCUCACCCUUUCUUCAUGCCAACGGGUUGACCUGAAGCACCCUACAGUAUCCACAAGCUAUGGAAAGAUACGUGGUAUCAGGAGGGAGCUCAGCAAUGAGAUCUUGGGCCCAGUGGAACAGUUCUUAGGUGUGCCAUAUGCCACCGCUCCUAUCGGCGAGCGCCGCUUCCAACCUCCUGAAGCUCCAGGCUCCUGGCAAGAGAUUCGCAAUGCCACCCAGUUUGCGCCAGUGUGUCCCCAGAAUGUGCAUGGGGUUUUACCUGAGAUCAUGCUACCAGUGUGGUUCACAGACAACCUGGAUGCUGCAGCAACCUAUGUUCAGAACCAGAGUGAGGACUGCCUUUACCUCAACAUCUAUGUACCCACUGAAGAUGGUCCGCUUACAAAAAAACAAGAUGAGUCUACAAUGAACAGACCAAGGGAUGAAGAUAUUCGGGAUCGUCGCAAGAAGCCGGUGAUGCUGUUCAUCCACGGAGGCUCCUACAUGGAGGGCUCAGGGAACAUGUUCGAUGGCAGCGUCCUUGCUGCCUAUGGAAACGUCAUUGUGGUCACCAUGAACUAUCGGCUUGGUGUGCUCGGGUUUCUGAGCACAGGGGACCAGUCUGCUAAGGGGAACUAUGGCUUGUUGGACCAGAUCCAGGCCCUGCGCUGGCUCAAUGAAAACAUUGGCCACUUUGGAGGAGACCCAGAGAGAAUCACCAUCUUUGGCUCGGGAGCUGGUGCCGCCUGUGUGAACCUUCUCAUCCUCUCCCACCACUCUGAGGGCCUGUUCCAGAGAGCCAUCGCUCAGAGUGGCUCAGCCAUCUCCAGCUGGGCAGUCAACUACCGACCUGUGAUGUACACCAAGAUCCUGGCGAGGAAAGUUGGCUGCACUCUGGGGGACAUGGCAGAGGUGGUGGACUGCCUGAGGAGGAAGAGUUUCCGGGAGCUGGUGGACCAAGACAUCCAGCCCGCACGCUACCACAUCGCCUUCGGACCUGUGGUAGACGGGGACGUGGUGCCCGAUGACCCCGAGAUCCUGAUGCAGCAGGGCGAGUUCCUGAACUACGACAUAUUGCUGGGUGUCAACCAGGGAGAAGGCCUUAAAUUUGUGGAUGACAGUGAAGGAGAAGACGGAAUAUCAGCAGCCUCGUUCGACUACACCAUCUCCAACUUUGUGGACAAUCUGUAUGGAUACCCUGAUGGUAAAGAUAUCUUGAGGGAAACCAUAAAGUUCAUGUACACAGACUGGGCUGACAGGGACAACAGUGACAUGCGGAGGAAGACCCUCCUGGCUUUGUUCACGGACCAUCAGUGGGUGGCCCCGGCUGUCGCCACUGCCAAACUGCACGCUGAGUUCCAGUCGCCCGUCUUUUUCUAUACCUUCCACCACCACUGUCAGACCGAGGCAAGGCCAGACUGGGCAGACGCAGCCCACGGAGAUGAGAUCCCCUAUGUGUUUGGGAUUCCCAUGGUGGGAGCCACUGACCUGUUUCCAUGUAACUUCUCCAAGAACGAUGUCAUGCUCAGUGCUGUAGUCAUGACAUACUGGACCAACUUUGCAAAGACAGGGGAUCCAAACCUGCCAGUUCCUCAGGACACCACCUUCAUCCACACCAAGCCCAACCGCUUUGAGGAGGUCAUCUGGACCAAGUUCAGCUCCAAAGACAAGCAGUACUUGCAUAUCGGCCUGAAGCCCCGGGUCAGAGACAACUACCGGGCCAACAAGGUGGCCUUCUGGCUGGAGCUGGUGCCACAUCUCCACAGCCUCCACAAGGACAUCAUUGACCGCGCCACAACUCGCCAGCCGCCCGGAGGCACCAACCGCUGGAAGGGCCCUCACAGCCCUGGCACCCGCUCCACACCCCACCCUGUAAUCUCCACUUAUCCGCCUGAUCCUGAGCCCGAUGGUUCAGAGAGACCCCGCUACCCUCCCUUCCCGAGUGAGACUAGGGACUACUCCACCGAGCUGAGUGUGACAGUAGCUGUGGGCGCCUCGCUUCUUUUCCUGAAUGUGCUGGCCUUUGCCGCGCUUUACUACAAACGGGAUAAGCGUCAUGAACUCAUGCAGAGACGUCACCGCCGACUGUCCCCGCAACGUGGCACGACGAUGGGCAUGGGUGUUGGCAUGGGAGUCGUAGGGGCCCCACCGCACAAUGACCUGGCGCUGAGUCAGGAAGAGGAGCUGAUGUCACUGCAGAUGAAGCAGCAAAGAGUGGAGCUGGAGCACGGCACCCCCCUCCCUUCCCGCGGCGUUCUUGGUGACCUGGAACCCCUGCGACCGCCCGUGUGCCCACCUGACUACACGCUGGCCCUGCGGCGGGCACCGGAGGAUGUGCCACUGAUGACAGCAAAUACCAUCACCAUGAUCCCCAGCACCAUCAGCAGCAUGCAGCCCCUCCACCCCUUCAACACUUAUCCCCCAGUCCCGGCCCCCUCCACUACACCUGUUCCCAGCCACAGCAACAAUGCCCUGCCACACCAACACUCCACCACCCGUGUAUAGGACCAGGCACAACCCCACUCUGGGCUUAAAGAGACGCACCACACAAACUGCUCCAUAUAAAUCCACUCUCACCCCCCUCUAUUCUUCUUUACUAUAUCAUUGUCUUUUCUCAUUAAGCCCUCAAAUAAAGCUGCAGUUUGUAAGAUUUUAAGCAGUGAAAUACCUCUAAAAUGUAAUCAUAAAUCAAGAAGGAGUUGAUUAAAAAAGCUCCUUUGCCAAAAUCCUGUCAUAGGUACAUACUGCUUUGCCCUGUUACAGCUCUUUCAAUAUGUCUCGCUUACUAGGUGAGCCACCAAAAGCAGCUUUAAGCUUGUAGCUCUCUCUCAAAGAGGUAUUGAGCUAAUCACAAUCAGUCAGGCAUCUUAUGUGUUGCUUGAUUGUUUUGCGUAUGUGUUGUUGUGUCAGUGUAAAACUAUGUUUGACAUAGAAUACAUACAUUCAUUCUCAUCCAUUUAGCGAAAAGAUAAUACAGUAGCGAGCAGCUUUGUAUGAGGCAACAUAUGCCCCAACAAGCUGUCUGUCAUAAAGCGGUGAUUUCUUGAAACUUACAAAUUGCAGCUUUAAAGGCCCAAUCUGGAAGUGGAAUUUGGCACCCUGUGUUGAGCGCUAUGUCCCAACAGCUGUCUCUGUGUUCUGAUUUUGGAGACUUUUGUUUAGUGCGAAAUGUAUUGACAGCGCUGGAAGUACAAGAAUGAACUAUUUGACAUUCAAGCAUGAGUUUUUCAUAGAUUUUUAAAACUUAAUUUCUGCUGUUUACAAAUUUAUGUACCUGUUUUCAGUUAGGAUGCGACCUAUACGCCAUCCAAAGUCAUGCUUUUUGAAAAUCUGUAUUACUCACAAAUUAUGCUUUCAAAACAUUUCCAGAUUGGGGCUUCAACUGUUGGGCGGUACAGGAAAUAACUGAAUCAUACUCAGUCUGUGGGAUGCAACCUGGAAUCCAGGCUGCCCAUUAGAGCUCAGUGCAUCUCCGCCGCACAGGCUCUAAUCAUGUCCAUUACUUUAUUUGUUUCUCACUCAUUAUCUCUCUGUCUGUAUCCCCAUCUCAGCCCAUUUAACUGCUUCUCUUUUUCACUGCCUCACACUCUUUCUCUCUCUGCAUCUGCCCUCGUAGCUCUUUUUAUUAAACCAUUGACAUAAUCCAUUUCCAUCUUCACUCCUUUCCUCUCUCUCGCAAUCACUUCUAGACUCUCUUUUCCUUUUGGAGUCUUUUAUACAAAAACACAAAUGUAAAUGAUGUAUUAUUAAUAAAUUGUAAGGAUAUGAAUGAAAAAAAAGAUAUUCUGAUAUCUCGUUUUUACCAGCAUUCUUGGUGCCAAGUACUGUGAUAAAGUUCCUCUUUCACUGGCGUCCAGUGGACCGCCUGGAGAGGUCCAUCCUGACUGUAUCUUACAAAAGGAAUUACCAUCAUAAAAAGUGCCAACCCCUUCAUCUUUCUUUUUGAUCCACACACUUUUUUUUUUUAAUUACACUCAAUGUUGCACUGUGGCUGGUCUCUUCUUUAUAGGGAAAUCAGAUUCAAUAUAUUCUCGUUUAAAAGAAAAAAAGAAUAUAAAGUUUUAUUAACUACUUUGCUGUCUGGGAUAUUUGCAUGAUGUUUUUUAUUUUAUAAAGAGUGUGGACAGAGAAGUUUGUUUGUCAUUUCAAUGAUUUGCCUUGUUCUUCAUUGUUUUUUUUCUCUCUUUUAUUUUGAAAAUCAUUUUAAUUUUCUAUUUUAAUAUCAGCUGCACUUUGUGGUACUUCAAAAAGGUAUUAAAGUAUUAAGAGAUGAAUAUUGUGUAAACUAUGAUUAUAACAAAGAGAGUAAAUAUUUCCUCUUUAUUUUUUUCAUUUCCUAACACUGAGGCUGUGCCGCAAAACUACCAGAAAGACUGAUCAAAGCCUUUUUCUUUCCUCCCUCUUUUUGCUCUGAUUCUCUUUAUUUUUUUGCAACCGUCAAGUUUGAAGUCACUGUAUCUCAAUCUCACCUGAAGAUAGCACUUUUUUUGAGUUACAAAAAAAAAAAAGAAACAACUACUUUACAUGAAUAGUCUAAAUAAGGUUUUUGUCUGUGACUGACAUUAACCACAUGCUUCAAGUGUUUGAAGACUGCCUGACAGUUAUCUUUUCGUCUGCUCUUUUGUUGUUUCAUGAUUCUCCCUUCUGCAAGGCGGGAGAAAGGAUAAGAUAUAUUUAUGAUGGUCAAAAGGUGAGAAAGCCUUGUACGAGCGUUUCACAUCUUUCGCACAACUGAACACAGGGACGGGUCACACUCUGGACAAUUCUGAAAAAAAAAAACCCCAGUGACAUUAGGACAACACUGGACAAACGCUGACAGUGAUUCAAUGGCGAUGGCGAGAUAGCUCGUCAGCUACAUUAUGAUCUGUCAAUGCACAGAGGAUGCAUUCUAAAAACCUGAUUUAAGAAAAAAAAAAUCUUUAAUGACAGACAUUACUCAUACACCAUAUACCACAAAAACCAGGCGAGCGGGAUUCCUUCCCCCGCCUUGUGAUGUUCUGUAUCCUGUCUGCUUAGGAUAACGACACUCUGGAGCCAGACUGCCAUCCCUCACACUGGACUGGAGCGAGCCGCGAGGACAAAAGAACAAAAACCAACACAUGAAACAAACUGUACAUUUUUUAAGUGUAAGAGAACAAACUGGAAUUUGUAAAUAUUAUGUUUGUUGUUUGGUUUGAGUGAUUGGCCGGAACUUUUCUUUGUGACAACAGGUGCAAGUUUAGAUGACUUAACAUGAUUUUAGCACUCAUGCGUAUGUUUUAUUCUCCUUUUAUUUCCUAGGUCUCAAGGGCAAAUUCCAAUAGGUUAUUGGCACAUAAGUACAUCUGUUAACAUAAGUGAAUAAUUAUAUAUAUAUCUAUAUAUAUAUAUAUAUAUAUAUAUCCACAGCAUGGUUGAGGUCAACAUAAACACGGAAACGAAUGCUUAGGGCUCAGGUUAGCCUUAAUGUUGUGGUGAUAAAAAUGCUCUUACUGCAUAUAUGGCUGUCUAAAGCAUAACGUACACACCUGGCACUAUCCUAUCAAUCGAGGCAGCUUUUCAGUGAAAUGAGUCCUUUCAUUGGUUAAAAAGCCAAAGAACAGCUGCAGAGAACAGAUGAAGGAAGGGGAAAUAGGGAUGAUUUGAGAAAUGAGGCAGAAAAAACGAGAGGCAGGAUAUUUCAAAUGUGCUCAAAACAAACCACAAAUCAAGGAACUUUACUUGUGAUGCCUGUGGAUUAAAUAGUUAGUGUCUCACGUUGUCUUGAGCAUUGUCAUACAGUUUAACCUGUAAUUGGGAGGUUGUGAAAUCCUUUGUACUCUUUUUGGUCUUAUUUCAGACUCUAAUCAUGGUGGUUGUUUUGCUACCUUUUGCAAUUUUGUCUGCACAUUCUGUUUAUGGGAUUAUUGACCCAGCUGUUUGAUGUGAGUUUGAGUUGCCCAUGCUUCCAAAAACACUAUUACAAAGACAGUAUUUUGGGGUUUUGUUGAAACAAGGGUUUGGACAGCCAACAGAUAAUGGAAGCACACUCACCAAGUUUACAUGUUUACACUACAGUUUUGAUGUUGGCUUAAGGUAAAGGGGAAAAAAAAGAAAAAGCAUUACAAGGAUCCAAAUAUCUUAUUAUAACAUUUAUUGCUGGAAUGGUAAAGUGAAGGCUUGCACCUGUUUGUCUGUUUCAUUUAGUCUGAUUCAGUAACCUGCUUGAAGCUCAAGAUACUGUGAGUGAGCAUAAUGACCAGAAGGGGUUGAAAGAAUUAAAGUUAAUAUUUCUAUUUCAAAUAGAGGCUAUUACACACUGUAUGUUGUGUAUCUGAACUGGAAAACAUUAAAAGACAUUCUUAAACAAA
Dicentrarchus labrax (European seabass) is the source of this 7532-nucleotide messenger RNA. RefSeq names its product neuroligin 2b (gene nlgn2b). The record is from RefSeq and is a predicted model, not a curated record. Gene Ontology annotation, biological process: synaptic vesicle endocytosis; presynaptic membrane assembly; modulation of chemical synaptic transmission. Gene Ontology annotation, cellular component: postsynaptic specialization membrane; synapse; cell surface. The coding region runs from base 1081 to 3708 and encodes 875 amino acids. The transcript has 9 exons. Gene Ontology annotation, molecular function: signaling receptor activity; neurexin family protein binding. Lineage: Eukaryota; Metazoa; Chordata; Actinopteri; Moronidae.